Exaiptasia diaphana is the source of this 1207-nucleotide messenger RNA. RefSeq lists its product as uncharacterized. Bases 1 to 1131 code for a protein of 376 amino acids. Lineage: Eukaryota; Metazoa; Cnidaria; Anthozoa; Actiniaria; Aiptasiidae. The record is from RefSeq and is a predicted model, not a curated record. Gene Ontology annotation, molecular function: oligosaccharide binding; extracellular matrix structural constituent. The transcript has 6 exons.
AUGCCGACUAAAGGAAAGAUACAAACGAUGUUCCGUUUUGAGAUGUUUGCGAUGAUUCUUUUAGAAGUUAUAGUCUGUGCUAGAUGCCGUGUAAGAGAAGAAUAUUUUAUUCGGCAAAAAGGUUAUCGCUUGGUAAACAGCCUGCUAGACAGUCUAGUCGUAGCUUCGUCAAUAGACUGUGUCUUGAAAUGCACAGAGAACAAUCUCUGCCUGUCAGUCAAUUAUCAAGAUGGCAGCAGUGACGUCAGUCAGUGUUACCUUAACAACAGGACGAGACGAUCAGCCCCAGCUGCGGACUUCAAAUCGGACUCAAAAAGCUCGUAUAUCGAAAAGGAUCCCUGUGCUAUAAAUCCUUGUUGGUUUGGGAGCUGUUCACUGAGCAGUGCAAAAGAUGGAUUCGUGUGUACCUGCAAGCCUGGAUUCAAAGGCUCACUGUGUGAAACAGAGCGAAUUGGGUGGUCAUCCCAUAAACCUGGUAAGUCUUGCAAGGACAUCAAGUCAAAUGGUGACGCAGUGCAUGAUGGGAAAUACUGGAUUGACCCAGAGAAUUCUGGGAAUGCUAUACAGGUCUACUGCGAUAUGAGCAACGAGGGAGGUGGAUGGCUACUUGUCUCCAAUGUCAUCCUUCCAAAUCCAGCCAACAUCCCAUCAUUGACCUUGCGCACAUCUUACCGUGACAUUGCCAACUAYAACGAUAACACAACCGUUCUCUCCCCAACUACACUUAACCAAAUUCGUCAGCUUACAGGCUUUACCCAGCUMAGAUUUCAAUGUCGUCUAGCGAAAGUUGGUCGCACUCUMCACAUGAUAACAACAGCAGACUCCAAAGGCAAAGCUGUUGUCGACUACUUCACGGCRUCMUCAGGUUCCCCACCUCAAGCUUGCRAMUCAUUUUAUCGAGGAACCGGGGACACUUCAAUGCUCGCUGCUAAGUGCAGUCAAUGGAAAGACGGCGGCGUCUGGAGUUCAUCAUCGAGAUCCAGUAGUACCUGGAAACUACAUGAUCACGCUUUUUAUGUACCAAACCUGUAUCACUGGAUCACAAAGCCAUCAUCUGUACAAUGCGAUUCAAGAAUCACAUCUUCAAGCGACCGCAGUCCUGGUGAUUACUGGAAAAUUUACGUCCGCUAGAAUGGAACAUCUUCAUUCAUGGAAGCACUCGCAUAGACUUUGUCUUCUUUACAUACGGAAAGGAAAGCACAAAUUA